Messenger RNA from Talaromyces rugulosus, 1503 nucleotides. RefSeq lists its product as uncharacterized. Gene Ontology annotation, molecular function: alpha-L-arabinofuranosidase activity. NCBI's taxonomy places the organism in Eukaryota, Fungi, Ascomycota, Eurotiomycetes, Eurotiales, Trichocomaceae. Gene Ontology annotation, biological process: L-arabinose metabolic process; arabinan metabolic process; pectin catabolic process. The record is from RefSeq and is a predicted model, not a curated record. The transcript has a single exon. Bases 1 to 1503 code for a protein of 500 amino acids.
AUGUUCCCACGAAGCAUCAAAGUACUCGCCCUCGGCCUGGGCUCUCUUGUCACCGCGGGGCCCUGCGACAUCUAUUCCUCCGGUGGCACGCCAUGUGUGGCCGCCCAUAGCACGACUCGAGCCCUGUACAGCGACUAUAGUGGCGCACUAUACCAGUUGAGCCGAGGCUCAGAUGGAGCUACAACCACCAUCUCGCCGCUUUCCGCCGGCGGGGUGGCCGACGCCGAUGCCCAGGACUCCUUCUGCGCCAGCACCACCUGUCUCACCACCAUCAUCUAUGACCAGUCUGGCAAUGGGAACCAUCUCACACAGGCGCCACCUGGUGGCUUCGAUGGCCCGGACACUGAUGGCUACGAUAACCUAGCCAGCGCGAUUGGCGCUCCUGUCACUCUAAAUGGGCAAAAGGCGUACGGUGUCUUUAUGUCUCCCGGAACCGGAUACAGCAAUAAUGCUGCCACCGGAACAGCUACAGGGGAUGAGGCCGAGGGCAUGUAUGCGGUCCUUGAUGGGACUCAUUAUAAUGGCGCCUGCUGCUUUGACUAUGGCAACGCGGAAAUCAGUAGCACUGAUACCGGCAACGGCCAUAUGGAGGCCAUCUACUACGGCACCAGUACCACCUGGGGUACCGGCUCUGGCAGUGGCCCGUGGGUCAUGGCCGAUCUAGAGAAUGGACUUUUCUCUGGCUCCAGCUCUGGUAACAAUGCUGAUGACCCGUCUAUAUCUUAUCGCUUUGUGACUGCAGCUAUCAAGGGGGGGCCAAAUGAGUGGGCAAUCCACGGUGGCAACGCUGCGUCUGGUUCGUUGUCGACAUAUUAUAGUGGUGCGCGCCCAACCGCAUCUGGCUAUAACCCCAUGAGCAAAGAGGGCGCCAUCAUUCUCGGUAUCGGCGGUGACAACAGUAACGGCGCCCAGGGUACCUUUUACGAAGGCGUGAUGACCUCUGGCUAUCCAUCCGAUGCCACUGAGAGUUCAGUGCAGGCCAAUAUAGUUGCUGCUGGAUACGCUGUCACCUCGUUGACCAGUGGCCCGGCACUUACUGUCGGUUCAUCCAUCUCGCUGCGCGCCACCACAGAUUGCUGCACGACACGCUAUAUCGCACACACUGACGAUACUGUCAAUACCCAAGUUGUCACAUCAUCCAGCACCACCACACUCCAGGAACAGGCCAGCUGGACGGUUCGUGCUGCCCUUGGUGGCGACAGCAGCUGCUUCUCGUUUGAGUCUGUUGACACACCUGGAAGCUACAUACGACACUAUAACUUUGCGCUGUUGCUUAACGCCGACGACGGUACCCAGCAAUUCGCUGAAGAUGCCACAUUCUGUCCGCUGGACGGUCUUAAUGGGGACGGCAAUUCGAUCCGAUCCUGGAGUUAUCCAACUCGUUAUUUCCGUCACUAUGACAACGUGCUCUACGUUGCGAGCAACGGCGGUGUCGACACCUUUGAUGCUACGGAUUUAUUCAACGAUGACGUGAGCUGGGUGAUUAGCACCGGUUUUGCUUGA